This is a messenger RNA of Schistosoma rodhaini, 1407 nucleotides long. The record is from the annotation of a GenBank genome assembly. Lineage: Eukaryota; Metazoa; Platyhelminthes; Trematoda; Strigeidida; Schistosomatidae.
AUAUUGCAUAAAUAUGGUUGAGAAAACAUUGUGAAUACCAUAGUUUGGAGGUUGAAUUUAUCAUAACCAAAUAAUUGAUUGUAUUGAAGAAAAAAAAACAGACUCAAAUCAAUCGUCACUAAAUUACGUUCUAUCAAUUGUUAUAAUCUUUCAAUAGGAGGUAUGAUGCAUAAAUUUGGAAUUGGAAAAGUGGACAACUUGUGGACACAGAGAGUAAGGUACAACUUCGAAAGGUUCAAAGAAGCAUCAAUUAAUCAACGACAGUAUUCAGAUAAUGAAGAUAUUUUUACUUUGAAUGUACUUGCAAUUACAGUUCUUCAGUUUGCAAUCACUUUUGGAGGAACGUGUUUGUUUAUUUUAGUUCAACAGAUCAGUGAGUGGAUUAAACAUCACGAAACAAUCUUAUGGGUCUCAAGCGCCAUCUACUUAGUUCUUCAAUUAAUUUGGAUGUUUGUUCCAGCAUUAUCAAGGAAAUAUCCAUACAAUAUAAUGUAUUUAAUACUGAUGACAUUAUUUUCAACCGUUGCAAUCGCAUCGGAUGCAACAUCGUAUUCCGAAGUUACUGUUUAUACUAUGUUCGGUGUGUCGGUGACAUUAUUUAAUUUCAUUAUUUACGUCGUAACUAUUCUAAGGUGUGAUUUCACCAAAUAUCACACCGUAAAUCUGUUUGUUACAUUAUUUACGGAUUUGGUACUAUUAAUUGGACAGAUUCUUUACUUCAUAUUGAAGAACAAUAAUACUGUACUAACUGUUGCUGGUGCAAUCGCUUUACCAUUCACACUUUUUAAAUUAUUAUGUGAAGUGAAGAUGGUGUUUGGAGGCGGUGAAUUUCGGUACAGUCAAAUGGAUUUAGUAUUAACAGGUGGAAUUUUUUACAAUUGUUGGUGGAAAUUGUUUUUGACACUAAUGUGGAUAUCUUCGUCUUUAGAUUACAACAUAUUGAACUCAACAAAUACUACUUUAUCUAACGUUAAAACUUCAAUUUAUUUAAUAAAUCUAACCAAAUUAGAUGAACAUGCAUUCCCAAUGGAAACAUUGGAGGAAUAUUUGUUGACAACAAUUCCUUAAAAUGUUGUUCCUUUUUCUCUGAAUAAACAGUCAUAUUUCAGUGUUCAAUGUGUCAUGAAAGAUAGUUAUGCUUUGAAGCAUUUUACUCUUUGCAUAGUUUUCUCAUUUCUAAAAUUUAAAUAUUAGUACUAUAUACAAAUGCUCAUUUAUAAUGAGAUUGUGAAAUGUUAAUGAGAUUUGGGAAACUGGAGUCCUCGGUCAUUUGUUUUACCUAUAAAUUAUGGUUUGUAUUAUACCAGAGUAGUUAUCUUGACCAAUCAAUUUGUUUGUUUCUUUUAACUUGGACUGUGUGUAUAACUGAAUUUCAAGUGACUAGAGUAAAUAAAUUUUUAUUCAGGG